This is a messenger RNA of Aspergillus costaricaensis CBS 115574, 1977 nucleotides long. RefSeq lists its product as uncharacterized. NCBI's taxonomy places the organism in Eukaryota, Fungi, Ascomycota, Eurotiomycetes, Eurotiales, Aspergillaceae. The transcript is spliced from 2 exons. The record is from RefSeq and is a predicted model, not a curated record. The coding region runs from base 228 to 1802 and encodes 524 amino acids.
GCCAGAUGCCAGCCGGUGAUGCUCGCAACCAUCAUGGAUCCCCUUCUUGUGUGCUUUUGGGGCCCUCCCGGUUCCACUAUCCAGCAAUUGCCAUGCCGUGACGUCAGCAUCUGCCUCAUGACUCUCUCCAUCGGCAUCCCGAUCCAUGUCGCGCCUUCGUUUCUUAUCACGACCCAUCUGCCCCCGCCCCUAUCGUUCUUUAGCGCACCAGGGUGAAGAAAAGCACAAUGGUGUCCCUUAAAUUUAGACGAAGCGACGAGUCCGACAGGACCGGCCAGCAGCGCGAUCGAGAGGAUGAGCGACGACACGAUGAGCCAGAUGAGCGCACACGACUGCUCCCGCGCGAGCCUCCGGCCUAUCUGAGCCCUGAUGACCCUGCUGUCUCUCCCUACAACCUCUGGGGCAUUCGAGCCCUACGAGGCCUCUCCUCCCUCUUCCUCGCCAUCAGCUUCAUCUGGUGGACAUUCCUUCUCGUCUCCCUCUUCGUCAGUCCACCCAUGAUGCACUCGCGCGGAUCCGGAUUCUUCAGUUUCGCCUAUACGACCCUGACAACCGGGUACCUCCUGCUCGGACUCCUGUUCUUCGCUAUCCCGUCCAAGCCCAUGUCCGUGUCUGGUAUCAUCAUUGCCAUCUUCCUCCUCAUCGACAUGAUCCUUACUCUAGCCGUCCCUCGCAUCCGGCUUGAAGAAGGCUGGGUGGGAGUCGCAUCGGUAGUCUGGGCAGCUUUCAUCUCUCUCUAUACAAUUGUCCAGAACCACUCCGUGGCAUGGGGUAAGCGGGAAGAAGAGGAGCGCCUGACAGGGCGGCCGGAAACCCGCCGUCCCCUGCGCGAAUGGGUCGCUGUCCUCAUUCAGACCGUCUUCCUGGUCAUUUUCGCUAUCAUCGUCAUCCUGUUUACCGCCACCCUGAUCCUUCGUGCCCGCGAUGCAUCCCUCCCCGCCCCUGGCAAGAAAUACUACGUCAACGGCGACAGCUACCAAGUCCACCUCCACUGCGUCGGUAACGCUACCCACAGUCUUCAGAAUGACACCCCGACGAUCCUCAUCGAAGGUGGCGACUGGCCCGUCGAACACACCCUGCAGCCCUUCAUCCACGAUGCAUACCAGUCCGGCCUCGUCCCUCGUUACUGUUACUGGGAUCGUCCCGGCUUCGGCUGGUCCGACAACGCGCCCUCCCCCUUCUCCGCCGGCAUGGCAGCAGAUGCCCUAUCUGAAGCACUCGCUCUCGCCGGCGAAGAGGGCCCCUGGAUCCUCGUUUCGGCCAGCGUUGGUGGCAUCUACAGCCGCAUCUUCGCCAGUCGCCACCUGCUCGAGAUCUCUGGAAUCGUUCUGAUCGACAGCCUCCACGAAGACUACCUCAGUAACAUCGGCUCCCCGGGCCGCGGCUUCACGCUCUGGCUUCGCGGCAUCUUCACCCCGCUAGGACUGGACCGUAUCGCCGGAGCCAUUUUCAAGGGACGCACGCGCGAAGACCGCGUCUACGGCCGCAGCUCCUACCAAACGGGGAAGAUCGUCAAGGCGAAAUUACAGGAGAACCUUGUCGCUGAGUCGAUGACCUCCUCGGAGAUCCAGACGGCCAGACACGUUCAGAUGGCGGAUACGCCACUCGUGGUGAUCAGCUCGGGUAUUGAGGUCCGGAAGAGUGAGAAGUGGGCGAAGAGACAGGAGGAGUUGACAAAAAUCACGAAGAACCUUAAGAACUUUGAUAUUGUGAAGGGGGCGCCACAUGAGGUUUGGCGCGAUGUGGAGGGGAGGAGGGUUAUUGAGAAGAGAUUGGGCGAGUUGGUCAAGAAGGAUGAGUAGGGAUUGUAUUCCUUUUAAUAUCACUUCUGUUCUUCUUUCCUUUUCCUUCAUAUUGUGUUCGUGUUUGCUUUCCCUCCUUUUCUCGGCUCGUGAUAUUCAUGUCUCUUCACAUAUCUAGUCACUUUUAUCUCCUACAUAACGUGUUUGAAAUCUUGCACGAUCUUACGAAAUUGAC